Molecule: messenger RNA, 3207 nt
Organism: Andrographis paniculata
Lineage: Eukaryota; Viridiplantae; Streptophyta; Magnoliopsida; Lamiales; Acanthaceae
Exons: 15
Coding region: 22-2994 (990 amino acids)
Biological process (GO): protein phosphorylation; mitotic DNA damage checkpoint signaling
Cellular component (GO): nucleus
Molecular function (GO): protein serine/threonine kinase activity; ATP binding
Source: RefSeq, a predicted model, not a curated record
UGCUGAGGAACUUCCGACUACAUGGAUCCUGAGAUCUGCCUGCAUAUGAAGGAACCGCCGCAGAACUCCGAGCGAAGCCUCCAGAUCACCACCACCACCGCCGCCGCAGCCGCCUGGUACGUUCUGGGUAUGUUGCUCGGCCACGGGCGCGCGGCGGAGCACUCUGAUCUGGCUUGGAGUUUUAGGCUGUUUCAACCUACACCGGACUUCAUUCGCUAUCUCUGCUCAAUACCUAAUUCUCCUCUCCGACUCGCUGAGGAUUUCUCUGUCACGAUUUCUCGAAUAGGAGCUGCUGCAUUGACGCAAUUCACCGGCAACUCCGAUGUGAUUUUGAGAUGUUUUGAUUCGCCACCGUUUGUGCCGCGGCCACUGCCUUGUGUUAGGGAACAAGUUAUAGGAUGGACGUAUUUUAGGAAAAGGAAGAGAUUAGUAUCGAAUUUGGAGUAUUGUUUGCCUAUGAGAAAGAGAUGCUAUUCACUAGGGUUUGAUGAGGAGCACGGACUAACUCCGAUGUUGACUACAAUGACUGGCGAGUUCCGGAAUGUGCAUAGUCAGUUUCCUACAAUGUUGCAGGGUAAUGAGAUACCUUCCAGCUCCUCACCGCCCUCCUUAUAUAAAUGGUCGGAACCAAAGAGUCUUACGUUUGGAACUUCAGUGUUUCCAAAGUUGAAUUCUGGGAAGUUAGCAUAUGAGGUUGAGAAUAAUGAAUGCACAAGCGGGGUUGGUUGUUUAGAGGAAAAAAUGUGUACAUCUGAUUUCCUGUUACCUGGAAGGUUUCCACAUAUACUGAGAACUACAGAAGCUGAAGGAAUGGUGCAUUCUUUUCCACAACCAAAGAUUUAUCUUCUACAGGAUACAAUGACUAACUCUGGAGAAAGUUUUAUUGGUAAUGUUGAUGUUGUAAAUAUUGUAGAUUCUGAUACAGCUAGUAUCAUACCCAGGUUAGAAGUAGAUGGUACAGAGAUGUUACAAACUGAGAACAAGAAUGUUGUUUGCGAGUCACUGAAUGAGGAUGAUAAUAGUACACGAAUGGAAAUCCUGCUACAUGAUUUUGGUGAAUGGGGGGGAGGCUGCAAGGAAAUUCCUUCUGCUAAAUCCAUCUCUAAUGAAGCGGCUGAUACAGAGCCUAAAAAGACUGCAGCCGAACCCAAUGAUGUGCAAUUAGAUGCAGUCACACCACAAAAAUAUCUCCUGCCAAGCCAGGGAGACUUGUUGAAUCAACUUACUAGAAGUAAAUCGAUAGCCAUACCUAGUAAGAACGAAAAGAAUGAUAAGAGAAAAACCAUCUCCCCAACGAAGGAGACCUACAAGUAUCUUCCUAAAAGGCAAGAGCAACAUGGAAGAAAUAAGGACCGAAUCUCAAACAAGCAAAAAGCUAAGGGCAAUAGUGACCAGAACUCAAAUGCUAAAGAAAGGGAGGCAGCGAUUGGAAAAAGGAAAAGGGAUCAUAAUGAGCAUAAACCGUUUCCAACCUUUGAACUGUUUACUGUGGAAGAAGAAGAGGGCUCAGGAGGUUUUGGCACUGUUUACAGGGCAAGAAGGAAAGCUGAUGGAGUACCAUUCGCCAUCAAAUGUCCUCAUGCUAAUGCCAAUAUCAAUUACGUUAACAAUGAGCUGAAAAUGCUGGAGCAAUUGAGGGGAAUGGACUGUGUGAUCAAAUAUGUAGGUUCAAUUAAAAGUGGGAACACUGAUUGCCUUGUUCUGCAGCAUGUUGAGCAUGAUAGGCCUGAGACCUUGAAGAAAGAGAUAAACAUUACUCAGCUGCAGUGGUAUGCCUAUGGCCUGUUCAAAGCACUUGCUGGCCUACAUAAGCAGGGAAUAGUCCACAGAGACGUUAAACCUGGCAACUUUCUUUUCUCCCGCAAGUUCAACGCAGGUUACCUUAUUGAUUUCAAUCUUGCGAUGGAUUUGAGCAAAAAACAUGGGACCGUUGGGGCAUAUAGUUCCAAGGCACGACAUAAUCGGAACAAUCAGAGUCCUAAAUCCCAUAGCAAACCUCUACCAUCCGAAAACAUCAAGUUAUUGAAUACAAGAAUUCCAGACGCUGUUAACAAGAAUACAGGAAAAGUCUCCAAAUCUGUUUUGCUACCUGUGGGCCUGAAAAAGAGGGUUGGCAAAGCAACAGCAAUCACCGACAGUAGCAGCAAAAAUAGCAUCAAAAGCCAUGGUGCAGAUGUCUCCGUGAUAACAUCUGCAAGGGAUGUCUCAAGCACAAGGACAUCAUCUGCAGAGAGGUUGAAAGAACCUUUACCUCAACUUGUAUCGAGCCGGGGCAGGGAGGAGUUAGUACGCAUGCUACAGGAAGCCAUGCAUGGUGGAAGUCAUACAUCUUCAAUUGCUGCAACAUCGAAACGGAAAAGAGUUGCUGCACCUCCUGCAGAUGCUAAAAGAAAAUGUUUUUAUCCAACCCCAAUGCCACUUUAUUCCAAUGGGCUCCCUGUUGGCACUACUGGAUUGCCAGAUGGCAAAGCUGAUGGGAAAGGCAAUCAAGAUGGUCCUUGUGCAGGAACUAAAGGCUUUAAGGCUCCUGAGGUAUUGUUCAGAUCUCUGCAUCAAGGCCUUAAAGUAGACAUCUGGUCUGCCGGCGUAACACUACUCUACCUGAUGACUGGACGGACUCCCUUUUUCGGCGACACUGAUCAGAACAUCAAAGCCAUUGCCAAAUUAAGGGGCAGUGAAGAACUCUGGGAAGUGGCAAAGAUACAUGGCCACGAAUCAUUAUUCCCAUCGGACUUGCUCGACAUCAAGUACUUAUCUCCUGCAAAGCUUCAAGAUUGGUGCAUGCGAAAUACACGAAAACCUGAUUUCGUGGAAGCCAUACCAAGAUCACUGUAUGAUCUUGUGGACAAGUGUUUAACCGUGAAUCCGAGGCAACGGAUCAGCGCCGAAGAAGCUCUGAGGCAUGAAUUUUUGGCUCCAUGCCAAGAGGCUCUGAUAAAGCAACGGAUGCAGAAGAAGGUACACAAUCCUGAGAGCUCUUUAACUACUAAUUGAGAUGAAAAUAUAGGUAAAAUGGCAUGAACUUGACUUUGAAAAAUCAAAACCAUUAUGAUCAUGAAAUACAUACUUUUACAUUGGAAAUGAUAUGAUUAGAUUUAGAGUGUGUUGUAGCAGCAGCAGUUAUAUGUUUGUAAUAUUUGUUAGUUUAUGACGACACACACGUUAUGAAAUCAGUUUUAAUGUAUGUAAGUUUUGUUUUGUAUCUUA